Penicillium angulare is the source of this 780-nucleotide messenger RNA. RefSeq lists its product as uncharacterized. Bases 1 to 780 code for a protein of 259 amino acids. The transcript has a single exon. The record is from RefSeq and is a predicted model, not a curated record. NCBI's taxonomy places the organism in Eukaryota, Fungi, Ascomycota, Eurotiomycetes, Eurotiales, Aspergillaceae.
AUGUCAGGAAUUCCAACAUACACCUCUGCGCCCGUGAAUCCAAACAAGGAACACGACACAACAGCCGCUAAAGCCCCCGAACCUGAACCCGCCACCGCAACGACCGAUACUUCAGUCCCUGCCCCAGCCCCAGUCCCAGUAUCAGCAACAGCCACUGCACCCUCUUACUCCCCAAUCUACGCAACAGCCCAAGACCCACAACCAGCCACCGCUGCCGCUGCAAGCUUACCAGCUCCAACAGCUACGGCUGCAGCCUCGAACACACACGCUCCAACCGCAACAACAACGCAGCCUAUCCCUUCAUCCUCAACCUCAACCUCAACUUCACCCCCAGCACCACAACCGGGCGCAAUCCCCACACCCCCAGUAGCAGGGUAUACACCUACAGCUGCAUCGCCUGUCCCCCCACCUCCAAAAGCAGGACAGCUGCCACAGCCACAACCUCAAUCUACUCACGCCGCACCUGCAGCAUUCACCCAAUCCUACUCCUACCAGCGUCCCUCCGUAUCAGGAGCCUCUACAAUCCCAAACUCAACCUCAACACCCUAUUCGUCUGUUUACCCUGAACAACAACCUCAACGAGCAGGAGCAGGAGCAGGUCUACCACAUCACUAUCGUGGUGGAGGUGGCGGGGCGAAUAAUAUUUUUCCCGAUGAGGAAGAGGGAUUCUUGAGUUCGGCGAGGGGUUGGAUGCAGAGUGCGGGUAAUAAAUUGGCAGAGGUGGAGGCUGAGGUUUGGAAGAGGAUUAAUGAUGCGCAUGGGGGCGAGAAGGGGAAUUGA